CUCAGUGUCCAGUGUCAGUGGCUUCUAUAAUAACGAGCUGUGCGCUCCCAUAAAUAACUAUAAAAAUUAUGGAAAAAUUUGUGAAAGCUAGUUGUCUCGGUAAGCUGCUCUUCAAGAAGUCAUCGCCACAGCUUGACAAGGACAAAGCUAUUGAAGUUGAUAAGGAUGAAGGGGGUACAGUGAAGCUCAAUGCAAGUGCCCCAGAGUUUGUGCCGCGAAACUACAAAAAGGGAGAAAAGAAGGAUGCCAUGACCCAGGUAAAAGCUGGCUCUGGUGAGGACCUGGGGGCUCUGGAGGAGGAUGAAAUUGUAAAGCUCUAUUGGAGGCAAUUUCCAAAUUUGUCAAUGAAAGCUGGUCAAGUGGUUCUAUUGAACGACAGGGAAUACACAAUUAUGCCUUGCCUAAAGGCAGGCAAGAAGAUCAGAGAGUACUGCCAUGGAAAUCCCAUAGAUUACGGCAAGGAGAUGGUAACCAGCACUUCUCCGUAUGAGGAGCGUCUCUUAAUACUCGAGAAUAAGCGCCAGGCUGUCCAGGAACAUCUUCGUUUUCAAGAACGACAGGUGGCCCUGGAGGCCCUUAUGUUGGAGGAACAGCGACGUUGUCGACGUCCUUUCUUCCCCAAUAAUAUGAGCGGAGCCAGCUUAGAGUCACCGAUGUCAGUUAUCCACCUCUCGCACUCUCCGGUGCGGUAUACCGCCCAGGAGAGGAUGCGCGUGGAUAAUCUAAGAUAUGCGAAGAAGGAGCGCAUCGAGAGGAUGCUACGUGAAAUGGGUGGGGAGAAAAAUCAGCAGCAGCAGCAGCAGCAGCAGGAAAAGGAUUCGUCAUCGAAGCGUUAUAUACCCACAGCCAAGGAGUGGGACGAGCAGCUCCAGGCCAAGCUUAGGGGCAAUCGGCAGGCUAAGCCGAAGGCAGAGCGGAAGGAAGUGGAGUUACCUGUGGCUGUGCAUCAUCCGGAUGCCAGAAAUCGUUAUCGUCUGCCGGGUGAGCGGCGCAACCAUAACCACGGCACCAAUACGAGAUCCUUGCCGGACUGGCCCUUACAGAUGCCACAGAACAGCGAUAAUGACAGGUUCGUCCUGCGCUACGCCAUCGAGGAUUUGAGGCAACUUCAGCCGCAGCCCGAGGAUUUGUAGAUGAUCAACAAGUAUGGGAUUUCAGCUUUUAGAUACUUUACACUCUCAGAA
Drosophila kikkawai is the source of this 1184-nucleotide messenger RNA. RefSeq lists its product as uncharacterized. NCBI's taxonomy places the organism in Eukaryota, Metazoa, Arthropoda, Insecta, Diptera, Drosophilidae. The record is from RefSeq and is a predicted model, not a curated record.